Messenger RNA from Exophiala spinifera, 744 nucleotides. RefSeq lists its product as uncharacterized. The transcript has a single exon. NCBI's taxonomy places the organism in Eukaryota, Fungi, Ascomycota, Eurotiomycetes, Chaetothyriales, Herpotrichiellaceae. The record is from RefSeq and is a predicted model, not a curated record. The coding region runs from base 1 to 744 and encodes 247 amino acids.
AUGUGGCCCUUUGCUUCCGGACAAGCUGAGCCGAAGGCAGCAGCAUUGGAACCGGUAGCACGUUCUCCCAAAGUCGAAAUCGAAAAACAAUAUGGCAACUCAUCAUCGCCGUCAACAUCGUCUGGCACCUUGAGACAAGCCGAUGUGCCAGAUGGUGCGAUUGGAUGGCCAAAUGAACGGCUCGGAAUUCCUCUCCUCUUUCGAGCACCGACAGUGGUACUCACAUCCUUCGGCUUUGGCUUCAUCUUGGGAUCGACUCAUGGCGCAAACAAGAGCGCCUACCGGUACCGUGCCGAGAACGCUCAUCGUCUCCCCACUACUCAAACUGGCUGGUUCCUAUAUCAGAAAUCGAAGAAUUACCAUGCUAUUGUUGGAGGAGUAAAAGAAGGAGUCAAACUAGGGCUUGUUUGCAUGGGGUGGGCGACACUAUUCAUGGCAACGGAAGAGAUGGUCGAUCUUUCUCGGACGCGCUUUCUGUCUCGAGGAGCCGACGAGAAGAAGACAGGCCAGAGGGAUGCAGGCAGCACCGUUGUCGCUGGUAUGGCCGUGGCAGGCAUUUACAGCUGGAAACGAGGGCUCGACCAUUUUGCCACCGUGCACACUGCAAAAACAGCCAUGAAAUUCUCGCUCAUGUAUGGUUUGGUUCAGGACAUGGCUUCGACAAUAAGAGGCAACCCUCCGGCCUACAUUACAUGGGUAAAGAAGCAAAUGUUUGGAGUGCGCGACCGUGCUGAGAUCGGCUGA